Messenger RNA from Panthera uncia (snow leopard), 7693 nucleotides. It is a transcript of the gene HCLS1, whose product is annotated as hematopoietic cell-specific Lyn substrate 1. Gene Ontology annotation, biological process: regulation of actin filament polymerization. The transcript has 14 exons. Gene Ontology annotation, molecular function: actin filament binding. Gene Ontology annotation, cellular component: cortical actin cytoskeleton; site of polarized growth; actin filament. NCBI's taxonomy places the organism in Eukaryota, Metazoa, Chordata, Mammalia, Carnivora, Felidae. The record is from RefSeq and is a predicted model, not a curated record. Bases 156 to 1640 code for a protein of 494 amino acids.
GCUGUGAGGACAGGGUGUCAGGAAAUGACAGAAAACCUGCUGAAUACGGAACUGAAGCAGCAGCUCAGAGUUUCUUGCUCUGAAGUGGCAGUAGAGAGGGGAGCCCAGUGGACGUGAAGAGCUGGGAGCUUAGAGCAGACACUUGGCUACUGGAGAUGUGGAAGUCUGUAGUAGGGCAUGAUGUAUCUGUUUCUGUGGAGACCCAGGGUGAUGAUUGGGACACAGACCCUGACUUUGUGAAUGACAUCUCUGAAAAGGAGCAACGGUGGGGAGCCAAGACCAUUGAAGGCUCUGGACGUGCAGAACAUAUCAAUAUCCACCAGCUGAGGAACAAAGUGUCAGAGGAGCAUGAUAUUCUCAAGAAGAAGGAGAUGGACUCAGGGCCCAAAGCAUCCCAUGGGUAUGGAGGUCGGUUUGGGGUGGAGAGAGACCGAAUGGACAAGAGUGCUGUGGGCCAUGAAUAUGUUGCUGAGGUGGAGAAGCACUCUUCUCAGACUGAUGCUGCCAGAGGCUUUGGAGGCAAAUAUGGAGUUGAGAAGGACAGGGCAGACAAGUCGGCAGUUGGCUUUGAUUACAAAGGAGAAGUGGAGAAGCAUGCAUCUCAGAAAGAUUACUCUCAUGGCUUUGGAGGCCGUUAUGGGAUAGAGAAGGAUAAACGGGACAAAGCAGCUCUGGGAUAUGACUACAAGGGAGAGACAGAGAAACAUGAGUCCCAGAGAGAUUAUGCCAAGGGCUUUGGUGGUCAGUAUGGAAUCCAGAAGGACCGAGUGGAUAAGAGUGCUGUUGGCUUCAAUGAAAUGGAGGCUCCAACUACAGCUUAUAAAAAGACGACACCCAUAGAGGCUGCUUCUAGUGGUGCUCGUGGGUUGAAGGCGAAAUUUGAGUCCAUGGCUGAGGAGAAGAGGAAGCGGGAGGAAGAAGAAAAGGCACAGCAGAUAGCCAGGCAGCAACAGGAGAGAAAGGCCCUGGUAAAGAUGAGCCAUGAGGCUAAGCGGCCAGUAGACACUGUGGGAGAGCCAGAGGUGCCAGCCCCAUUGCCCAAGAAAAUCUCUUCAGAGGCCUGGCCUCCAGCAGGGACCUGUCCACCAUCACAGCCUGGACCUGUGAGAACCAGUAGGGAACACCCAGUGCCCACCCUGCCCCUGAGGCAGAAUCCCCCAGAUGAUGAGGAGCCCCCAGCCCUGCCUCCCAGGACUCUGGAAGGCCUGCAGCUGGAGGAAGAGCCAGUGUAUGAAGUAGAGCCUGAGCCUGAGCCUGAGCCUGAGCCUGAGCCUGAGCCUGAGCCUCAGCCCAAGUCUGAGCCUGAGCCUGAGACUGAGAAUGACUAUGAGGAUAUUGGAGACAUGGACAGAUGUGAGCAGGAUGGUGAACCAGACGGGGACUAUGAGGAUGUACUCGAACCUGAGAAUCCUUCUUUUGCCUCCACUAUGGCUGAAUCAUCUGGCUACCCAGCUGGGGCUGGAGCAGGGAUCUCAGCGAUAGCCCUGUAUGAUUACCAAGGAGAGGGAAGUGACGAGAUUUCCUUUGAUCCUGAUGACAUCAUCACUGACAUUGAGAUGGUGGAUGAGGGCUGGUGGCGGGGACGUUGCCAUGGCCACUUUGGACUCUUCCCUGCAAAUUAUGUCAAGCUCCUCCAGUAACUGGCUCUCCCUGUCUCCUCUACCGUGACUUCCCAAGUCCAAAGUGUUUCUGCCUUCACCCCCACCCUAUUCUUACUGCAAGUGUAAGUUGCACUGAGUUCUAGAGACGAGUUGCCUGAGAUUCUAGAGAGACUUUCCUCUCCCUCUCCACUAGGGGUUGGGACAGAGACAGCAUGAGGAAGGGGUCUUCUUCCCCUCAGUGUCCUUUCUACCCUAGAAGUGCUCACGGACAUACAUUCAUCUUGUGAUCCUGUCUGCUUCCUCAUGAAUACUCCCUCAAAUACCCCAAGUUCUGCCUUCCUCUGUUUGUGAGCUCUGAGCUUCCUGGUUUGCUUACAUGGAAAGGUAUGUCUAGAUUGUCUGAUUUGCCUGGCUAUACUGUUUGCCCACUUUCCUUUUCUGCAGAGAUUUUUUUUUAACCUUCUGUCUGCUCAAUCUUAAAUCAGAAAUAAAGUGGGACUGUGGUUCAUUUGUAUGCUGAGGUAAAUAGUACUUUUUAUGCAGGCCUCAAUGGCCCUACUCUCAUGGCUCCAAUUCUCCUUCCCUCUCUCAGGUGUAUCCAGAAGACCCCCUCCUGCCAUUGCCCACUGCCCUGCACCCUGUAUAUCAAGGUUAAAUCUUCUCCUUAGAUUGUACUUAAACCCAACACCAAAUAGUUUGGCCUGGAAAAUGGCAGUAAGGUGAGGGGCCAGAGGACCAGGAAGUAUACACAUUAAGGCAGUUCAACUUGCAUUGGCUUUAGCAGUUGUGAGAGGCCAACCACCUUCUUCCUGAGAGUAAUGACUGUGUUCUUUAAGGACAUGAUGAUACUUUCUUUUUUUUAAGUUUACUUAUUUUGAGGGAGAGAGAGAAAGAGCAUGGGAGGGGCAGAGAGAGAAAAGGAGAGAGAGAAAAUCCCAAGCAGGCUCUGCACUAUCAGCACAGAGCCCAAUGCAGGGCUUGAACUCAUGAACCAUGAGCCAAAACCGAGAGUUGGACACUUAACUGACUGAGAACCCAGGCACCCCAGGACAUGGUGAUUCUUUAGUAUAUGUGCUGCUGAAGCAAGCACAGGACAUGAUGAUUCUUGAGGAAGAAACACAAAUUGGGGAAUAGAAAGGAGGAAAAGAGAGAUUUGGUCAGCAAAAAAAAGACUAAAGCUAAAGGAACACAGGCUCCAGUGAGGUAUUAAGAGGAUUUAGGGUCAGAGACAGUGGCCUCUACUAGGGAAAGUCCAGGCUUCCUUGUAGUUGGGUGACUGAAAUCGAUGGCCAUGUAAGAGGGUAGAUAGGGGAAACUCAUGACUGUUCUGUGUGGUCCAGAGCCAAGGCUGAUAGGAAAAGAGAUGAGUACAUUUAAACAGCUAAUGGUGGGCAAAAAGCAAAUCACCAAGCAAAUUAUGGGGAUGAGAAAGAAUGAGAGACCUGGGUAUGGUGGGUUUUUUGUUUGUUUGUUUGUUUGUUUUGUUUUUUUGUUUGUUUUUCCAGCCAUUUUUUUCUGAGACAUUGGGCUCAGCAAGGUCUAAUAGGAGAUCCUAGAUAAAAUCAAAAUAAAAGGGAUUUGGGGGCAAAGAUGAAGAAAGCAGUGGGCCCAAGCAGGAGCUAGGAUUAAUGACUAAGAUCCAUAAUUGUUCUAGGACUCCAUAAAAUUGGCGAGCUCCUCAUGUGUCGAGAGCACUGCAUCCUUCAGGCUUGUUCCUUGGUUCUUCUUCAAGACACACACUCCUUUGUUUCCACAAUGACCUCUGUGCCAGUGAAUCACAGAUCUGUCUCUAGACCUAACUUACAAGAAUCACUCAGUUAGCUUUCCAAAGUGCAAAACAGCUUUUAUUGCCACUUCUAGAGACAGUGGGAUUUCCAGCACACAGAGGUAAGUCACCACAGAUGUACACAAUCUCAUUCUUCAUUUCAGUUUGACUCAAUAUCACAGAUAGAUCAGACUUUCACAGUGGUUUUCCUGUUCCAUCUUCAAGUUCCACCUUGCUUUUCACUUUUCCCUUCAUUAUAAGACAGAAACUUCCUUUCUGCUUCAGUUCUGCAGACUUCACCCUCCAUGUUUGGCUGGUCUCUACUUCAGAUAGAUUAACUCAUCAAGGUAUCUGUUCAUAGAUACCUCCCUGUCCAGACUCCUACUCCUAUUCCUUUUUACUCCCCUCUGCUUCUUCUUCAUCUGAAGCAACGUCCAGCUGUCUUGCCUCUGUCAGAUAAUUCUGCUGCUCAUGCUACUCAACAUACCCUCAUCUCAUGAAUCCAGUCAUUUUUCAGUCCAAUCCACAGCCUCUCUAAAAGGCUUCCUUUUUGCUUCAGCUGACAUCUCACUAUAAAAUGUGCUUGUUUGUGUAGACUGGUGGAUACCUGUAGUACCCUGGAUUCCUGCAACAUAUACAACUAGAUAUCUUAUAAAAUGUGUUUGAUGAUGCUAAUCAAUUUAAUUUUGCUCUGAAGGCAGUAACUGGGAAAAUAAAGAGUAACUGUAAGUGUGCAGCCCACAAAGCCGUAUGGGCAGCCUCCUGGCUGCUCUCCUGGACCCUGAGCUGCCCAGGUGUGAAGGAAAAUCCCUCUGCUCUCCUCCUUUCUCUCCAUUUUUCAUCUAACAGCAGCCCCUGAUUUUUCUCUCCCUUGGUGAAUAGCUACACUUUAUCUCUUUUUCUAGUAAAAGAAGACACCCAGAAUGCACUUUAGGAGCUUUCUUUCUCUAGAUAGGAGGGGACUGGAUUCAAAACACAUGGAGCUGAGACCUGGGGAACUCUUCCUUUUUUUCCACUUUGGUGCUCAGCUGUUUCCAGUUACUCAUCUUCACUGAAUAAAAUCAUAGCUCACACUCUAGCUGUAUUUUUAGAAAAUGGUGCCUUAUAUACAAAUGUGAAAUAUAAACCAAGCAAAAAGGAUUAUGAAAAAUAGAAUUACAUUACCAAAUAGUACCAAGUGGCAUAUUAUAAUGAAAAGAUAAGCAUGCUUCUACUCUGGGACUUGCUUUAACACCUUCUGAGUCUUCUCACUGGUGUCCUCUACUUCAUCUGUACCAGCUCUGAACCAUGUUCAGAGAGAGACCCAGGCAAUAACAAGUAUUCAGAUCGACUAAACUCUUUUUGUUGGCUAAAUUCUUUGUUCUCUGCUUCCGCAUGAUACAUGUCCUCCUUUUCCCUUUUCUCACUUGUUUGAAGACUGCUGGGAAAAUGGCACCAAUUAAGGUAAGAGGGAAAGAAACACAAGAUAAAUAGCUCAACAUGCUGGCUUCUGCUACAUCUGGAGAGAGCUGAACUGAAAGGAUAUAUUUCUUUGCACAUGACCUAAGGACAUAAAGCCACACUGAACAAUCAGCUCCAUCUGGUUCCCAACUUAAAAUCACAUCUAAGACUUAUCUAGUAAAUAAAGAAGAGCUACAUAAAAUCAUAACCAUUGUAGAUACUUAUGUAAGAUUUUGCUGUACUAAAAACUUAUCCUAAGUUACUGCCACUGGUAUGAUAUUGCUUAUGGCGGUUCUCAACCCAGAGAGAUUUUACUCCCAGAGGAUAUUUAGCAAUGUCUGGAGACAUUUUUGGUUGUUACAGAUGUGGGGGUGGAGGGCUACUGGUAUCUAUUGCAUAGGGGCCAAGGCUGCUGCUAAAUAUCUGAUAACACACAGGAUAGUCCCUUACAACAAAGAAUUGUUCAGUUCAAAAUGUCAAUAGUUCUGAGAAACCCUGCUUUAGGGGAUGGCAGUGUCUAUUGUGUAUUUUUAUUUUACUCCUAUUUUCAUGAGUAUUCACUAUUUGUUACCAAAGCCCAAUAGUAUCACCAAUUUCUGACAGACUGGAGUCAUGAACCACAAUAGGUAGGAGCAAUUAUGUUCCUAUGUGUUCUAUGGGAACUACUAUGUUCAGGUGUGUUCCUUCCUAUGAUCCCUCACAGGGUACUCGAAUGGUAUCUAAGACCUGGUGGGCCACAGGAACUGCAGUGGGCCUUGUCUGGACUCUGCCAAUGUGUGGUCUCUCUGGAUUACCCUGUGCAUUCUGGCAUGACACUGAAAUUGGUGUUAAUGUCUUGAGGUCAUCUCAGCUAGCCCAGGAUGGUGCUGGGCUAUACCUCUGCUAUCCCUAAUCCAGACCUAGAAUAUAAUUUUAAGAAGAAAAGAAUCUGGACUCAAGUCGUUUUUAACAUGUUUAAAAGUAGGCGUGUGGCUUUUGGUGCUAAUUUUCUCCAUUAAUACAAUGCCCUUUUGGACUUUUCCUCAUUUUGUAAGGCUGUCCUUCUGUAUGUUGCUAAGAUUUUCCACAACAAACUCUGUGACCUCAUUUCUGCCUCUCAUUCUUUGGCCUGUGUUGUCCUCAAGGCUGCUCUACUCGGUCAAGGUCUCCAUUUCAUUGAGCUAUGCUUGGACUUCCUGGGUUUGCAGGAGUGACUAAAAGAAGACCUAGACUUAACCAUCAAGACAACCCCAGCUCCAGAACCAUCAAACCACGUGCCCUUCAUGAGAGGUGGAACACACCUCUGACCCAAUCCUGCGUUGCUUGCCCCAUAAAUUUGAAAGUGCUCAUCAAUUAAAACAUUCUCCACAAAAACACAGGUCUGUACUGGUUAUGGAAUUUCAGUGCUCUCUCAUCUCCUAAGACUUGGGCUUAUUUUUUAAAUGGCCUCAAGUCACCUAUUUUUUCUCCUCAGACUGAUUUGUUUUAGGAAAAAAAGGGGGUGGGGAGAAGGAAAUAAGUAAUCAGUAUGGCACUUAAUGGCAAGUGUACAAACCACGGCUUAGAAAAUUCUUAGAUCCUGUGCAACUGCUCAGGUUUAGGACAGUGCAUGCUCCAUAUGCCUAGAAAAGCACAUAUGCAGUUUACAGAAGAAAGUCCUCAAAACCACACUCUGUCCUACUUUCAGUAACUCGGAGGGCAAAUCCAAGAACGGUGGCAUCUGAAUCUUUAGCAAGUGUGUCUUCCCCGUGGUCUGGUUCUAAAGGUGGUGACUAAGGUUUCUCGGGGCUGCUCCUGGAGCUGACACAUGCUGGUCAGAAGAACUGGGUCAGUCUUAUGCUCUACAAUGUUGAAAGGACAGGCCUUCAGGUGUUCAGACAUGGAAGCAACUUCAUUAAACUCCCAGCUCUUGACUUUGGAGAAAAGGCUGCUGAAUUGCCAGAUCUGUUAGGAAACAUAGAAGUUCAAAAGUGAAUGCCGGGGCAAUAAUCUCAGGUUAGCUUUAUUUGAAGACUAUAAGAAAAUACCUUUCUGUUCUUCAUGUUCUUAGCUUCCAGAGAAUGUUUAGUGGCUGCUGCAGACAUUUGUUAGUUCCUUCUUCAGCAUCCAAUUCCUAAUCCCCCCUUCCAAUUGAUAAUCUUCCCAGCCAGCCAUGUAAUGUAUGGAAAUGACCACAGCAAUCUGCAUAUUGACACCCACCCACCACCCUCCCACCAGCAACAGUGAUUAGUUCUAGAAUAGACACAUGGUUCAAAUGAGGACAAUUAGUGUCAAUGAGACUCUACCCUAGAACUUUUGCUUGAGAUAUUAAGAAGCAGAUUUUCUUUUUCCUUCUGUACUUGAACUGGGAAACUGCUGUCUUAGCUGCUGGCAGCCAAAAGGGACCACCAAGGGAUAACUGUGUCUUAGAAAGGAGCCACUAGUGAGGAAGUAGAAAUAAGAUAUAGAAAGUAAAAAGGUCAUUGGGGGCAUUUUUGAACUGCUAGAUCAAAUCUUACCUGAAGCCAUUACCUGUGGAUUUGUUUAGUUUUGUGGGCCAAAAUUCCCUUUAUUGUUUAUGCCAUUUUAAGUUGGUGUUGCUUAAAACUAAAAGUAUCCUAACACAGAAACCUCAGGAGAAAUAUAGAUAUCUGGUACACAAACCCCCUUUUGGCCUUUCCACCUAGGAUAUGGUGCAGAGUUACUAGUUUUAAAAUCUAAUAGGGGUACCUGGGUGGCUCAGUUGGUUGAGCAUCUGACUUUGGCUCAGGUUAUGAUCUCAUGGUUUGUGGGUUUGAGCCCUGUGUUGGACUCUCCUGUGCUGACAGCUCAGAGCCUGGAGUCUGCUUCAGAUUCUGUGUCUCCCUCUCUCUGCCCUUCCCCUGCCCAUGCUCUGUCUCUCUCUCUCUCUCAAAAAAAAAAGAAUAAA